AUGAAAAUGGCAAAUGAACCCGUACCGGUUAUUCGCAGAAAUAGACCUGGUACUAAAGCCAAGGAUUGGUGUAACUGGGAAGAUGAAUCAUUUGAGGAAAUGGAUAGUACUCUAGCUGUUCAGCAGUUUAUUCAGCAAGCCAUCAGGAAAGAUUAUACGAACGUUGAAGAGAUUUUGACCCCACCAGAAGGGCAGGAUGAAGGUGUAUGGAAGUAUGAACACUUGCGGCAGUUCUGCAUGGAGCUGAAUGGGUUAGCAGUGAAACUUCAGAUGGAAUGUAACCCUGAGACAUGUACGCAGAUGACAGCAACUGAGCAGUGGAUAUUUUUAUGUGCAGCGCAUAAAACUCCUAAAGAGUGUCCAGCAAUCGACUACACCAGGCAUACAUUGGAUGGAGCUGCUUGCUUGUUGAAUAGUAAUAAAUAUUUUCCCAGCAGGGUUAGCAUAAAGGACUCUUCAGUAGCAAAACUUGGAUCUGUGUGUCGUCGUGUCUACAGAAUCUUCUCACAUGCAUAUUUCCACCAUCGAGCUAUGUUUGACGUGUAUGAGAAUGAAACAUACCUGUGCCGAAGAUUCACCCUGUUUGUCACAAAGUACAACCUCAUGUCAAAAGAUAACCUCAUUGUACCUAUUGUUGAAGAUCAGCAAAUUUUAGAAGGAGAAAGUGAUGCAUAA
This is a messenger RNA of Candidula unifasciata, 675 nucleotides long. The record is from the annotation of a GenBank genome assembly. NCBI's taxonomy places the organism in Eukaryota, Metazoa, Mollusca, Gastropoda, Stylommatophora, Geomitridae.